Molecule: messenger RNA, 1119 nt
Organism: Lottia gigantea (owl limpet)
Lineage: Eukaryota; Metazoa; Mollusca; Gastropoda; Lottiidae
Exons: 9
Coding region: 16-1005 (329 amino acids)
Biological process (GO): tricarboxylic acid cycle
Cellular component (GO): mitochondrion; succinate-CoA ligase complex (ADP-forming)
Molecular function (GO): succinate-CoA ligase (ADP-forming) activity; succinate-CoA ligase (GDP-forming) activity
Source: RefSeq, a predicted model, not a curated record
UGCAGACGAAGCAAGAUGGCGGCUACCUGCAAGGUCUUGACGAGGUUAACUGGAGGAUUUUCAAGAGCAUCUGGUUCAGUAAGGAAUGUUUAUACCCAAUCCAGAAAGAAUUUAGCCAUCAAUAAAAACACCAAAGUUAUUUGUCAAGGCUUCACUGGAAAACAAGGCACAUUUCACAGUCAACAAGCUAUAGAUUAUGGAACGAGACUGGUAGGCGGGGUAUCACCUGGAAAAGGAGGCUCAGUUCAUCUUGGACAACCCGUCUUUAAUAAUGUAAAAGAGGCUCGUGAAGCAACAGGAGCUGAUGCAACUGUAAUUUUCGUCCCACCCCCAUUUGCUGCUGCCGCUAUCCUAGAAGCUAUUGAUGCCGAAAUGCCUUUAAUAGUCUGUAUUACUGAAGGUAUACCACAACAAGAUAUGGUUCGCGUUAAACAUAAACUUAUUCGACAGGGGAAUUCACGACUUAUAGGUCCAAACUGUCCUGGUAUUAUUAAGCCUGGAGAAUGUAAAAUAGGUAUUAUGCCUGGUCAUAUACAUCAACGUGGACGAAUAGGUAUUGUGUCAAGAUCUGGAACUUUAACAUACGAAGCUGUACAUCAGACAACAGAAAAAGGAUUGGGUCAGAGUUUAUGUGUUGGUAUUGGUGGAGAUCCUUUCAAUGGAACUAACUUUAUAGAUUGUUUAGAAGUAUUUUUAGCCGACCCUGGCACUGAUGGUAUUGUGUUAAUUGGUGAAAUUGGAGGUCAAGCAGAAGAAAAAGCAGCUGAAUAUCUUAGAAACAAUAACAGGGGUGAUAAUGCAAAGCCUGUAGUCUCAUUUAUUGCUGGUGUGACUGCACCUCCCGGGAGAAGAAUGGGGCAUGCAGGAGCUAUUAUUGCUGGGGGUAAGGGAGGAGCUGAAGAUAAAAUUGAGGCACUGAGGGAAGCAGGAGUAGAAGUGACCAUGUCGCCUGCUCAGUUAGGAUCUACCAUGAUACAGGCGAUGAGUAAAUCGCGUAAGUUAUAAAAGAAGACGAGAGAGAAAAUGUUAUCUGAUUAGAGAAUAUUGAUUUAAUAAUAUACUGUCUUACUGACAUAUUGAUUUCACAAUGAAAUUGUAUAUAUAUAUAUACAUACAGCC